AUGGAUUCGGAUUUCCGGGAUGUCGAUGUCGUUUCGGAAUUAGAUAAACUCUCUUCCGAGAAUAACUACAAUGAAAUCGUGAAUUUAUUGAGAGAAAAUUUCUACCAAUUCAACGAUGAUCCGAACAAACUAAUUGCAAUCUUGACCAUUAGAAUUUACUACAAUUUACACCUCAAAAAUUUUAACGAGGUCGAUUCAGACUUUGGUCUAAUCGAAUCGAUUUUCACCGAUAAACUAAAUUCUCAAUUUUCCUACACCAAAGAUUCAGUAUGCCCAUUUAGUACAUUUUUGAUACAUGCUUAUUAUCCUCAUAUGAAAGGCUCCAGUUUCCAGUCCCUCACUAGAAUGUUUGAUUUAUUCCAUAAACUCAACGAUGACUUGAAGAGUCAAGGGUCAAAAUAUGAGAAGGGCGACGAGAGUGAAUCGUGUAUAAAACGUGAAGUAACUGUCAAGAGGAUUAUGAAAACUGGAUUGCUCCUAUCAGACGUACUUUUCACACUGCUAAGACCACACGAGGCGAUAAAGUUAUUGAAGGAAGUAAAUUUGAAGUACGAUGAAGGAGAUGUUUCAACUAACAUGAUAUUAUCAGUGAUUUAUAGAAAGCUAGGUUAUAAGGAAGAAUCUGAGCGAUACAUGAAGGUGAUUCUGGGAAAGGAAGGAGCCGAACCCCCUUACAGAGGGCUUCUAAAGAUGUUUGAAAAAGACUAUGAAGGUGCUUCUGAGGAGUUUAAAUCAGUGCUUUCGCUGGGUAAAAAGUCACUCAGCCCCCAGGAGUCGGUUUUGCUCAACAACCUGGCAGUAUCAACUCUUUACGCCGGAAGUUCCCAGGAAGCCAAAAAUUUGUUCUUUAACUUUGAAAUACUAACACAUGGAUUUCAGGCCCAUAGGGGCAUAAUGUCAAAUGCUGAUGUUCUCGUGGAACUUUCAAUUUACGAAUAA
Messenger RNA from Theileria annulata, 939 nucleotides. RefSeq lists its product as uncharacterized. The transcript is spliced from 7 exons. Gene Ontology annotation, cellular component: Golgi apparatus; TRAPP complex. The record is from RefSeq and is a predicted model, not a curated record. Bases 1 to 939 code for a protein of 312 amino acids. Gene Ontology annotation, molecular function: protein binding. Lineage: Eukaryota; Apicomplexa; Aconoidasida; Piroplasmida; Theileriidae.